GUAAAACUGUGACAGUCACGUUUUUCCCCAGGCAUAGCAUCAGAUGCUUCCGCCAUUUUUUAUAUAAUUAAUUAUGGAGUUUCGUAUUUGUCCAAUAAGGCUUGUUCCAACAUGGAUUUGUUCCGCAACGCAAAGGUGGUGCUGCUCCGAAGCCAUACCAAGAAGUAUUUGUUUGCCGACGAGGAUGAGGAGUCCGUUACUCAGAGUCGAAACGGAUGGACGAAGAAUGCGAGAUGGAGCGUUGAGUUUGUUAGGUUCUCUGAUUCAAGAAUCCGGCUCAAGAGCUGCUACGGCAAGUACUUGACGGCGUCGAACCAGCGGUUAUUUCUCGGAAUGACCGGCAUGAAGGUUCUGCAGACUCGUCCAGAGCGGUUGGACUCGUCGCAUGAGUGGGAGCCGAUCAAGGAACGCUCGCUUGUGAGACUCAAAACGCAGUACGUUAGUUUCUUGAGAGGCAACGGCGGUGUUCCGCCGUGGCGGAACUCGGUCACUCACGAUGCGCCACAUCGUACCGUUACACAGGAAUGGAUUCUAUGGAAUGUUGAAGUUAUCGAAACCGAGAUUCAAUCCUCCGUUCACAAAACCCUAGCUCAACCCGAACCCAACCUGUAUUCAACAUCAUCUUCGGUUUCAUUUGAAUCUGCACGUCCUUCAACAUCAGAGGAAGGGAGGAGGAUAUUUUACCAGAUGGCUGAUGACAAUGGGAGGAUGAAGAUUCGAAGAGGCAUAUUUUAUCAGACUGCUGAUGACGAGGGGAGGAUGAAGAUUCAAAGAGGCACUCUUUGAAAGUUGUUUUGGUUUUGAAAUCUUCUAAACGUAAGAAUCUUUGAACCCUUUCAAACCCUUUGAUUUGAAAGGGUUCAAACAGAAUGUAUAGUUUGAACAAGGGCACACUUAUCUCGAUAUAAUAAUGACAUAAACGUUCAAAAUUUUGUCUA
Molecule: messenger RNA, 938 nt
Organism: Cucurbita pepo subsp. pepo (vegetable marrow)
Lineage: Eukaryota; Viridiplantae; Streptophyta; Magnoliopsida; Cucurbitales; Cucurbitaceae
Source: RefSeq, a predicted model, not a curated record